UUUUGGAAAGUCAAAAAGGUUAUUUAGUUUGUUGCUUAUUUAGUUUAUUUUAUAUGCAGUGAAUUUUCUUUGAUUGUUUUUGGAGCAAAGAGAAAAAAAUCUAACACAGAUUCUAAAUGUAGAUCCCAACUUUGCUGUUUUCUUAGAUAAAAAAAGUUAAAUUUUUCCUUAUUUAAUUUUCUCUGUUUUAUUGAUCCACCGUUAUAGUGACAAAUACUUCUAUUGGUCUGCAUGGACGUUAGACACGCGCUCAUUGAGAGCGAGUUUCUGAUUGGUUCAGAAAAUGCAAUUGGAGAGAAAUGAAAUUCAUCAAACCCAAACUGGAAAAACAGGAAAGAAAUUGAGCUCAAAUUUAUAAAAAAUCAAACAGAAGCAACACAUUCUAGUCUGAGUAGUCUAGCGGUUGCCAUGACAACCGCGGUAACAGCGGGUCUGGAAGAGCAGCUGGACUUGGUGGGAAGUUUGCUGCCGACAGUCAUGAAGCAACAGGAACCGGAAGCAGUGGCCCUGCAGUGGGACAGGUUCCCAGUGGAGCUGAUCCAGGAGCUGCUGGAGCUCAGAGCUGAGGAGGUUCUGCUUAGAAUGGAAAAGGUUCUGGGCUUCACCAAGAGCUGGACCUGCAACAGAGACGCCGUCCUCUUUGAUUUCUAUCAGUCUGGAUUCUGUUGGGCUAAAGAGGCCAAGUUUACCCCCCCGCAGAUCGCUCUCACCAUGGCGGUACUCCACAUGCUGCUGGAGAACCUAACAGAGAAACAGAUGAGUUUAGUGGAUAAUUUGGUGGCAUUCAUGAGAGCCGUAGCUGUUGCCUGCCAUCGUUCACCUGAUAAAGGCGGCUCGUCGCUUCUGGACAAGAAUGGAGUUGUUGCCCUGACAGACUAUGUUACAAAGAGGCUGGCUGCGAAAUACAAACUCUACAAACAUUUCUUCACCAAAUCUAGAGAGGAGCAUGUGAUACGGAUGGAGAGAACCAUUGAGACGUUCAGCCCUCAGGGAACCAUUUCUUCACUCAUGGAGGAAUGAGAAACCUGACCAAAGAAUUAGAAACGGAACAUUUAAAGUUUGACACAACAUAAACAUAUACCAAGACCUAGUUUGACUUUGUUUUGAUUUCAUCAAAG
Messenger RNA from Cyprinodon variegatus (sheepshead minnow), 1118 nucleotides. RefSeq names its product chromosome unknown open reading frame, human C10orf107 (gene cabcoco1). Bases 409 to 1020 code for a protein of 203 amino acids. Lineage: Eukaryota; Metazoa; Chordata; Actinopteri; Cyprinodontiformes; Cyprinodontidae. The record is from RefSeq and is a predicted model, not a curated record. The transcript has 6 exons.